This is a messenger RNA of Epinephelus moara (kelp grouper), 462 nucleotides long. Its product is annotated as SMH class II histocompatibility antigen, beta-1 chain-like. Gene Ontology annotation, molecular function: MHC class II protein complex binding. The record is from RefSeq and is a predicted model, not a curated record. Gene Ontology annotation, biological process: positive regulation of T cell activation; immunoglobulin production involved in immunoglobulin-mediated immune response; antigen processing and presentation of exogenous peptide antigen via MHC class II. Lineage: Eukaryota; Metazoa; Chordata; Actinopteri; Perciformes; Serranidae. Gene Ontology annotation, cellular component: MHC class II protein complex.
AUGGUCCUUGCUGGUUUACAUCACCAAAGCUUUCUGACAGAAUCACUGCCCUAUGUCAGACUUCACUCUGUGACGCCCCCUGGUGGUAAACAUCAGACCAUGUUUGUCUGCAGCGUCUUUGACUUCUAUCCCAAGUACAUCAGAGUGAGCUGGCUCAGAGACGGAAAGGAAGUCACCUCUGAUGUCUCGUCCACUGAUGAGAUGGCAGACGGUGAUUGGUACUACCAGAUCCACAUUCACCUGGAGUACACGCCCAGGUCUGGAGAGAAGAUCUCCUGUGGUGAACAUGCCAGCCUGAGAGAACCUCUGGUUACUGACUGGGACCCAUCCAUGUCUGAGAUUGAGAGAAACAAGAUUGCCAUUGGAACCUCCGGACUGAUCCUGGGUUUGAUCGUAUUUCUGGCUGGAUUCAUUGACUACAAGAGGAAGGCCAGAGGAAGGACACUAGUUCCCAGUAACUGA